AUGGAAAGUUAUUCUCCAAUCCACUAUACUUCUAUUCCCUCUUCUUUAAAUAACUGUCCCAUUUCAUCAUUAUUAUUGUUCCACACCCCAUUGGGGUGUCCAGUGUAUUUCUUGUUCUGCUGCCGUUUGAUUGCGAUUCCCCAGUUCCAAAUACUGUCCCCCACCACGGCGGUGUAUACUCCCAUUAGAAUGAGCACAACUCAGCCUCACCAUUUCCAUAGCAAACCAGAAACAAAUGCGCAGACAGAGGGCCCAAUUGCCAACAUCAUAUCAAUGGAAACACAAUCCAUUCAGAGUGACAUAAUAAACACACUAACACAUAUUUACUGGCGUACAAGAGGUGACACAAAUCACAUCCCUCAUAUUCAAUAUCAAUCCUUUGAUCCACUCCAGUGCAUUCACUUACACACCAUCAAACACUCCCAUUGUUGA
Messenger RNA from Trypanosoma theileri, 432 nucleotides. RefSeq lists its product as uncharacterized. Lineage: Eukaryota; Euglenozoa; Kinetoplastea; Trypanosomatida; Trypanosomatidae. The transcript has a single exon. The record is from RefSeq and is a predicted model, not a curated record. Bases 1 to 432 code for a protein of 143 amino acids.